CGCGCGCGUCUCCUCUUCUCGGGCCCCAAAGGCUCUCGACACCGCUUGCAGUCGCGUCCACGAGUUCAAUCGCGCAGGUAACGCGGGAGUGUGAAUAGAAUUCGAGUGAAGAGAGCAUACGAACAUGGAGUUCACGAGGCGACAACUCGUCCUAAUCUCGGUGGGAAUAUUAUGGAGUUGCGUACUAGGUCUUCAACGACCACCGCCGAGAUACUCCCAACAGUAUAUGCCGGAAACUUCCUUCUCCUGUCGCAAUAAAAUCGUCGGUAGCUAUUACGCGGACCCUGAGACUGACUGCCAAGUCUUCCACGUCUGUGUCUCUGUGGCUGGCUCUAUUCAAGAUUAUAAAUUCCUGUGUCCCAAUGACACCGCCUUUGAUCAAGAGAGCCAGACUUGUGCGGACUGGUAUGACGUAGAUUGCGAGGCCGCGACCCUUUAUUACGCCAGCGACAACUUCGACUUAUAUAGAAUCGGUUCCGGUCUCGAAUCCAUGCAUUACGAUAAUCUUCGCAGCGACGCCGAGCCCCAGGAUCAUCUUCAGCGCAGCGAGACUAGUGACGCAGUUCGAUCCUCCGCUAAUGCACUGAAUCGAGUGUCCUCAUCCAACUACAACAGCAAUCGCGAGGUACUGCGAGGUAGCAGUAGCGGUAAUUUCUAUAAUAGAAACAAUAAAGAGGAUGAAUACGAGUCCGAGAAGUCGUACAAGGAGGAUGUGAAUCAAGACACCAAGAAAAAGAUCGGCGGCGUCAGGAAGGUCAGCAGGAAGCAGCCGUACAAUGGUAACGGCUAUUCGUCGACGACUACCACGUUAGCGCCUGCCGCUCCCAGUCAGCAAAACUACAACAACAAUUAUUACAACAACAACGCGUAUAAUCAACGAUCCACGACGUACGUUGCCUCGUCGACGACCGUCCGACCUUUGCAAGAAAACUACAACCGAAAUCAGAACACCCAGAGAUACAACGUACCGUCUUCCACGACAUAUCGACCUAGCACGACGUAUCAGGACGCGUAUAGUAAUCAUCAGUCAUCACCCAGCACGACUAGCAGAACGACGCCGCCGCAUAAUGUCUUCAGCACGAAUGUCUACAACGUUUACAAUCCUAAUUACAAUCAACAGAACGCCGUCAGCGGUUCCUUCCAAGUCACAACCCUGAGACCGAGCAGCUACAGCCCGAAGACGAAUUAUCAAACCAACUAUCAAUUCCCGCAGUCUACCACCACUGUCCAGCCGAGCACCAACUACCAACAGACUAACGAUUUCAAUAAUUAUCAGCAACGAAACUACAACAAUAUCCAACGAGGAAAUGUUGCGUACUCAUCGUCCACUACAUCCGCGUCUACCGUCUACGAUAAUCAUUACAACAACAACGGCCAGUAUAGAUCAUCUACUAGACAGGACAUUCCUCAGACUACCGCGAAAUACUUUGCCAAUAAUUUCGCGAGCAAUAGUUACGCGCCCACCACUUACAGCCCGGCGACGAAGAAAUACGUGAACGGGGAUAACACGGUUGCGCAGACGACCGCCUUGCGGAACAAUGAUAACGGCCAAUAUCACGACAAAGCCAUUAACCAGGCGAUAAAAUCCUCCACGCAGUAUUAUGACAGUACGAAGACGCCAAAGAAGGCGACUCAGUAUAAUAAUUACGAUGGAGCGAGUGGUGGCAAGUCGUAUUACAUCGAGACCAGCACGGGUAGCUUCGACCUCGCGAGAUCCUCUGUCGGGAUCGGUUUCAGCCCCGCGAGUAUCAACCAUCUUGCCGAGUCGCCAAGAACUACCACACCGGUACCAAGGCGGCCUUCCAGCGUUACCACUUACAAUCCGAACAGCUUUAGCUCCAGCGCUCAGAGAGCCAGCCAGUCGACGACGACGCCACGUGGCAUUACUUACGUCAGCGGAUCUGCGAGACCAUUUACGUCGACGACCAGAUUACCUAGUAGUAGCAGUAGCACGACAGCGCGACCGAAAUCGGGCAAGAAGAACGAUUACGAUUAUGCUUAUUAUGACAAUGCGGGUGGCCUAGAGUACGAUGGAGUCGAUCUUGAGCACGUCACCAGUAACAAGGAAUCGACAAAGAUCGCGAGGAAUUAAAGCAACCUCGUAUCAUAUAUAUAACGCGUCAAAUUUUUUAAAGACGAUAUUAAUGAUGUAAAGAGACUAGUGAUAUAUUGAGAUUACAAAAAAUGUAUCUUUUUUUUUAUGGCUGGGUAUACUUUUUCAGUAUACCUGUGUCUGCAUUUUUCCCGCGGCAAAAUACUUAUGUAUUUCUAGCCAGAUGGAUUAUUUCUAAAUAUUUUUAAGGUACAUUUUUUGAAAUACUUAUGUUUGCAUGUCAAAUUAAUUUUGUACUUAACGAUAUCGUACAAUGUCGUCAAAAUUGCACGGAGGUAAAAGCAAGUUAAUUGACUUUAGUCGAAUACAUCUUAAGUAUCUGUUCCCAGAUACUGAGAAGAUAAAAUAUCUUUCGCAUUACUGGUCGCGCAACAAAAAAAUUUCGAUAUUCAUCAUUUAUUAUAGCGGCCAGUUAUUAACAAAUUCGAUUAAGAAAAUUAAUCGCGCAAAAGUGCAAAGGAGAAAGAGUACAGAUAUUGAAUACCAGUUUCGAGAGAAAAAAUAGCAUCGAUGAUAUUGAUUUAUUUAAAUUCAUACAAUGUUCGCGUUAUGGUUCUUCCGGCGUUAUUAACGUACGUAAUACUAUGUAGUUCAGUAUUUUAGGAUAAUUUUUUAUACAUACUUUAUAUAUGAGACGCUUAAUCCACACGGCAUUAAAGUGUCGAUGUGUACCGAUAUUAUGAUAGAUAAUUACGAAAUUUUGAAAAUUGUCAGUGCAAAACUUAAACUGUUUCGUUUAAUCUCUUUCCUUCAAUUUCAUAACGCGAAAAAAAAAGCUUCGAGAGAUGGCCAGUUAUUAAUAAUUAUACUUAUUGUAUAUUGG
Molecule: messenger RNA, 2936 nt
Organism: Cataglyphis hispanica
Lineage: Eukaryota; Metazoa; Arthropoda; Insecta; Hymenoptera; Formicidae
Exons: 4
Coding region: 125-2092 (655 amino acids)
Cellular component (GO): extracellular region
Molecular function (GO): chitin binding
Source: RefSeq, a predicted model, not a curated record